This is a messenger RNA of Haplochromis burtoni (Burton's mouthbrooder), 2959 nucleotides long. RefSeq names its product zinc finger protein 648-like. Gene Ontology annotation, molecular function: DNA-binding transcription factor activity, RNA polymerase II-specific; sequence-specific DNA binding. Gene Ontology annotation, cellular component: nucleus. Bases 1 to 1359 code for a protein of 452 amino acids. The record is from RefSeq and is a predicted model, not a curated record. Gene Ontology annotation, biological process: regulation of transcription by RNA polymerase II. The transcript has 3 exons. Lineage: Eukaryota; Metazoa; Chordata; Actinopteri; Cichliformes; Cichlidae.
AUGUCCGGUUUAAGCAGCAAAGCUCUCCACGAGCAGCUCUCCGUCAUCAUGGCCGCGCUGACCAAAGCGGCGGUGGCGGAGAUCUGCGAGGUGGUGGAUGAAGGCUAUGCGGUGCUGCAACUGGAGAUCACCCGGAGCCACAAGGAGAACGAGGACCUGAAGAAGAAGCUACACCUCAUUGAGUCAAUCGUGGUCCGGGGGAGCAGCGGGGGAGGAGGAGGAGGAGGAAGGGAGGCUGCGGAUGCGGAGGGACCGGAGGUCUCACCGCCGGCGGAGGCUACGCAGCAGUCGGGAACAACGCAGCAACAGCGGGAAGGUGACGGACGAGGAGCCGCGGCUGGAGCGGUGCGGGAGGAGCUUCCAGAAGUGGUGCUGAUUAAAGAUGAGGACUCGGACAGUAACGACGUCUUUGAGGAAGGUACUAAGUUAACAGCUGAUGGGGUGGCGCCUGCAGCCAGAGAGGGCAUCACGUCGACUCCCAUCAGCCGGCGCACAAAGCGGCGCUGGCGUGAAAGCUUGGAGUCCGAGAAUAGGUCAUCGUCUGAGCAGCUGGCACAGAAAACAUCCGACCUGACAGCAGGGACGCAGAAGACCGUCUACACUCUGGACUCUCCCGAUCGUGAGCCGGGGGGUUCCGAGCAGCUUGACGACGAGGUCGAGAUGGAACCUGGCGAAUCUGCCGGGUCGUACUCGUCACAGAUGGACCCCGACAUUCAUCUGGUUCAGGAGUGCUCGCUGGUUCCUUCGAACGCCAACAGGCCGGUUUAUUUUAGCAGCGGCACUCUGAUAGAGUCUCCGUCAAACCAAGCAGACCUCGAUCUGACCGUCGACCCAGGGUGGCCCAAACAGUCAAAGGGUCAAAUUACUUUUACUGCGUUUCACCAAGACGGAAACACGGAUGGCGACGCCUUUGGACUGAAGGUGCUCAGCGUCUCCGGCUCGACCCCCACAGACUGCCAGCUGUCCGAAGCCAGCAGCUCUGCCUUCGAGUACGAAGACGGCGGCGAUGUCAUGAACUUUGCCCUAUACAGGGACCAGGCAGGGCGGCCGCAGCUCUGCAACGGGCAGCCGAGCGCGGGAGGCAGAGGGAAGCGUUUCGCGUGCUCCCUCUGCAACAAGACGUACGCCACGUCGCAGAACCUGGAGGUCCACAUGCGCAUCCACACGGGCGAGAGGCCGUUCAGCUGUGAGCAGUGCGGCAAGAAGUUCACCCAGUCGGCUCACCUGAAGUCGCACCUGAGCGUUCACACAGGCGAGCGGCCGUACGCGUGCAGGCUCUGCUCCCGGAGCUUCAUCGUCAAAUAUAGCCUCAAGUUGCACAUGAAGAAGUGUCACCCAAACGUCCCGAGCGACCCCUAAAUGCUGGUUUUUACGAACAUUUAAAAAACAUUUAUUUUGUGCUCGAGCUGCAUCCAUCAGCUAAUAUGACUAUUUUUAUAACUUAAAUUAUUACUUAAAUGUAUCAUCUUUUAUUCUUUCACUCUAACAUCUCAAAACAUAAGAGAUCAAAUCUGUCCAUAGUUUAUCUAACGUGCUUCACGUGUCUGUGUCACUCUGUGAUUGGCCCACAUGUAGUUCAGCCACUGAAUCUGAUGCAUCUUGUCUCUAAAAACUGCCUGUAAAAACCAGUUAAGAUAUUUUUUUUAUAUCAGCCCUGUUGUCUUUAUUUCGGGUGACGUCUCUUGUGCAUAAGAAAAAGCCUGGCAGUCGCUACAGACAUGAAUUGGCCGUGAUGGUACUGGGACUGUAUAUAAAAGAUGGACAUGGACACUGUGCCAUCACUACAGGCUCCGCUUUUUGAAACUAGAAGUGACCAUAUUUAGAUUAUAGGGUAGCGUGCAAAGUUAUCAGCUAAUGCAGAAGUGCCUUAACCUGCAUUUUUAAGAUGCCACCAGGGGGCGGUAGCUGCCUGGUCCUGUAGACGUCUGUGUGGAAACUGCCCUGUGACCUGACCUCUGUAAAGACAUCCCUAAUGACUUAUAGGCCCAGUCGCUCAUUUUCAAUAAACCCUAGUUAGUUUUCUAAAUUUGGAUCAUUCUAAAAAUUAUCCAGGACAUGAGUCUGCUAGACGACUCUAUGAACAGGUGAAGUCACAUCAGCUACAUCCAUCUUGUAACACUGUCCUCGUCCUUAACUUAAAGCCUUAACAGAUUUGAAAUAUUUCACCCCCCCAUGCUGCUCUUAGUCUUCAAACUGUCAAAAGAGACUAGAACCAUAUUUGUAGCAGUUACCAUAGCAGCCUGUAAACAUCAAAACAUGUUUACAGCUGCUACGGUAACUGCAGCCUGACUCACUGUUGAAGUAGCCUCCGGUGGACAUCAGAGGAACUGCAAUUUUUCCUUGUACGCUGAAAUUUACUCCAAAAUACUUUUUUUUCUUUUGUUAACCCUAAAAGCUGCUUAAAUUGUUACCACAUCACUAUGUUCAGCUCCUUUUACCUUAAAUACUGACAAUUUGAGUUAUUUUAACAGACAUGAACAGGACAUGUGAGCGACACAGAAACCUUUCUAACAAGAAUCAUAAGGCACGUUACAUGUGCUCAUCCAUAAGCCAGGUUUGUAUUGAUUAAUGUGUUUACAUGAAUCAAUAGUAUUACCAAGCAAAUCUGUUGACAUGUAGCUACAUCUGCACGUGCAGCAACACCCAAACAGAUAAAAAAACGUCUCAUUCUGAAUAAUUUAAACACUUAUGAUGUUUAGGGUUUCUAAGUUCAUAAUUUUCUGUUUUCUUGUUAACAUUUCUGCGUUUGUUGGACAAAAGAAAAAGGUUCCAGGAAGCUGUUACACACAUUUUUAGGCUUUUUAGCCAAAAUUAAGAGCAUCAUGUUCAUCAGUUAAAAGCUGUGCUGUUACAAAGUCUACUGCACAUAUUGGAAGUUGUUUCACAGAAAGUAUUGUUGAUACGGUUUAUGUUGAAUGACAGUUUGUCUAAUGUUUGGGUAAUAAAGUGAUUAAAAAGU